AUGAAGAAAUAUCCAGAGCUAUCCGACCCGACCAUUGCUGUUGAGUAUCUUCAGUUCAGUUCCAGCGACCGCUAUCAAGACUCAGUCACAGUGACAUUCAAACGCUUAGAUUUGACUUAUGUAAAGGCACUGGGAAUUUUGAGAAUCAUUGACUUCUCAAACAAUAGAUUUCAAGGUAGUUUGCCUAAAAGCUUUGGGAACCUUACAGCGCUCCAGAUGCUAAACAUUUCACACAAUAAUUUCACAGGACCAAUUCCAUCAGAGCUUGGAAACUUGGUUCAAUUAGAAGAAUUGGAUCUCUCUUGCAACCAAUUCUCAGAGGAGAUUCCAGAAUCUUUGGUUUUCCUGCACUUUCUAUCCUUCUUGGACCUUUCAAAUAACAAGCUAGUGGGAAGAAUACCACUGGACAGUCAGUUCUCUACAUUUUCAAAUACUUCUUUUGAGGGUAAUACAGGAUUAUGUGGGAGCCCAUUAUCCAAGCAAUGUGCUGAUUCUAGUCCACCUUCUCCUACUUUUCUAUUCUCCGAGUCUGACCAUGAGCCAAAUUGGCUGUUUAUAUUUGUAGAAUUGGGAUUCAUAGUAGGCUUAGCCAUAGUGUUUGGAUCUCUGAUGCUGUGGAGAAGUUGGAGAACAUGGUAUUUUGACAGAGUUGAUCGGUUACUUGGCUAUCAUCAUUCUUAA
Dioscorea cayenensis subsp. rotundata (Guinea yam) is the source of this 681-nucleotide messenger RNA. RefSeq names its product receptor-like protein 33. The transcript has a single exon. Gene Ontology annotation, molecular function: protein binding. Bases 1 to 681 code for a protein of 226 amino acids. NCBI's taxonomy places the organism in Eukaryota, Viridiplantae, Streptophyta, Magnoliopsida, Dioscoreales, Dioscoreaceae. The record is from RefSeq and is a predicted model, not a curated record.